AUGGUUUCAGUACUUGAGAAUAUUGAUACCGUUAAUGCUGAUGAUUCUGAUGCACCAAUUGAAGUAACAACGAGAACAUCAAAGGUUGACAAGAAAAAGAAGAAAAAGAAAGCUAAGCGUCGCAUUCAAUAUACACUUGCGAUGGGAGAAGACAAUGAUCCAAAUGAUAAACGUUUAGAUGAAGAAUCUGCUCUUACACAUUUAGUUUUUGGUGAUGAUGAUGAUUAUCUUGAUGAAUUAACAUCAAAAUCUACAACAGAUAAACAAACUUCUACAAUUAAAACAACAAAAGCAACAGUCGAAUCGAAAAAACCAGCAUGGGUCGAUAGUGAAGAAGUAACUGAAGAAAUUGUUCGUGAACCAAAUUUCAAUCAAAUAUGUCCGCGAAAACGUAGAAAAAUCACCACAGGAGAAUAUGAAACAAAACUUAAAUUCGAAUAUGAACGUGUUAUGGGCCGACCUUCAUGGGCAGAAAAAUUAUUAAACAAAAAAGCAGAUGCAGAUGAUAGUGAUGAAGAAUUAUUUCGCCGUACGGGAAAUUAUCUAACAAAAUCAACUGUAUUACGAGCUGGAACAAUUGAUUGUUUACGUUGUGCUGAUUUUAAACAUGAUGUAGCUCAUUCUAAACUUUUAAGAUCAGUCGAAUUUCAUCCAACAGCUCGAAUACUUCUUACAGCUGGGCGAAGUCAGUAUUUAAAUUUAUAUGAAGUUGAUGGAAAGAAAAAUGAACGUAUUCAAUCACUUUUUUUUGAUCGAUUUUCAAUUGAUACAACACAUUUUAGUCAAGAUGGUAAUCAAGUGAUUGUUACCGGUGAUCGAAAUUUUUUUAAAGUUUAUGAUAUGAUCGAAGGAAAAAUUAUGCAAAUACCCAUGAUGAGAGGAUUUGAAGAGCGUUUGGGAAAAUUUGAAUUAAGUCCUGAUGGAUCUUUAAUUGUAUUUAUUAAUCGAAAUGGUCAAUUACAUUUUGUGUCUGCAAAAUCAAAAGAAUUAAUCGAUAGUACUCAACUAUCAGGAAAUAUUAAUAGUGUAACAUUUCGACAUGACAGUGAACUAAUGUUUGCCUCCGGAGAUGAAGGCAUUGUCACAGUUUUUGAUAUGCGCCGACGAGCAGCUAUCCAUCGUUUUGUUGAUGAUGGUAGUUAUUCAACAACGAGUAUGUGUGUUUCACCGAAUCAACAAUAUUUUGUUACCGGUCAAAAGAGUGGCAUUGUUAAUGUUUAUUCGUAUAAUGACAUAUUUAAAAAUGGUGAACCGAAACCGAUAAAAUAUUUGAAAAAUUUAACAACACCAAUACAAAAUGUUAAGCUAAAUUGUAGCUCAGAAUUAUUAGCUAUCAAUUCAUAUCAUUUACCAAGAGCUGUUCGAUUGGUUCAUAUGCCUACAUUAACUGUAUAUGAAAAUUUUCCAGAAUUUCAUGAUAAAAAAAUUCAAAUUGUUAAUGCAUUGAAUUUUUCACCAAACAGUGGUUUUCUAACAUUAGGCAACAAUAAUGGCAAAGUGCUUUUGUAUCGACUUAAGCAUUAUAGUACUUAUUAA
This is a messenger RNA of Rotaria sp. Silwood2, 1536 nucleotides long. Lineage: Eukaryota; Metazoa; Rotifera; Eurotatoria; Philodinida; Philodinidae. The record is from the annotation of a GenBank genome assembly.